Messenger RNA from Patella vulgata (common limpet), 2554 nucleotides. RefSeq names its product protein PIF-like. The record is from RefSeq and is a predicted model, not a curated record. Bases 93 to 1793 code for a protein of 566 amino acids. The transcript is spliced from 11 exons. Lineage: Eukaryota; Metazoa; Mollusca; Gastropoda; Patellidae. Gene Ontology annotation, cellular component: extracellular region. Gene Ontology annotation, molecular function: chitin binding.
UAAAAAGACCCUAAUCUGCUAGAAUUAAAUCAUUCUGUCGGGGCUAACCAAGUAACAGAUAACUAAAAGGAUUUUAAAAAUUAACAACCGCAAUGAAACAAUUGGUAUUGGUGGGAAUUGUUACCUUGGUGGCUUUACAUACAGCUGUUUCAUAUCCUACAGGAUGCCAACGAUUACUUGACGUUAUAGCCGUUGUCGAUGGCUCUGACAGUGUCGGACCAGAAGACUUUCAAUCAGUUAGGAAUUCUUUGAAAAGGUUUGUUACAGCUCUGGGGGUGAGUUCAUCAGUUCGAUUCGGCGUGGUCGUCUACAGUUCGGCAGUAGGAAAAGUCAUUCCAUUAUCAGGCGAUGCCAGUAAUGUAACUAAUGAAAUUGGUAAUCUUACCCAUACACGUGCAGGAACAGCCACCGACUUGGGUAUCGCCAAAAUGAUUGAGAUGUUCAACGGUUCUUCAAGCCCUAAAGUUGGCAUUGUUAUCACCGAUGGGGCAUCUUUAACUCCUAGUGCAACACGAGCUCAAGCAACAAAUGCCAAAAUCCAGAAGAUUAAUAUGUUUGCCAUCGGAGUUGGUGAUAAAAUUAAUGCCGUGGAACUAAGUGAUAUAGCCUCAUCAACUAAUCAAGUAUUAUCUGUCACCGAUUACACGGCACUUGCCCAACAGAUAACCAGUCUAGUGUUGGAAAUCUGUCCAACUACUCAACCAACAACUACUUAUCCAACUACUCAACCAGCAUCUACCCAUCCAUGUGAUGACUGUGCAAUGGUUAACGGUAUUGGAUACAAUCCACAUGAAGAUUGCGAUAAGUUCAUCCAAUGUGAAUUUACCACAGAUCUCACCUUACUUCGAUACCACGUAAAACAAUGUGGAUAUGGAACUUUCUGGGAUCAAGAUAAACUGAUCUGUAAUCAUAUUGGUAAUGUCCCCUGUGAUAAUGAUCCAUGCAGUACAAGGUUAGAUGGCUAUAAAUACAAGACAACUGGAAACUGUUCUCAGUAUUACCGAUGUGAAGAUGGCGAAACACUGGUCAGACACUGUCAACCUGGAUAUUUCUAUGAUACAACUAACAGUCGCUGUUCUGAAGAUCCUUCAUGCAAUUACCUUAAACCUCUUCCUCCGAAAUGUUAUUAUAGAGAAAGAACUGGUGAUAAAUGUCAUUAUGAUUGGGUUGUCGGAUUUCAAACGUAUGAGGAUUUGCCUUGUCCAGCCGGUACGACCUUUAACCAAGCCAGAUGUGUAUGUGAUACAGAAUUUGGAACUUUUUGUAGUCCUCCCUGCAAGCCUAUUGUGGACAUUGAUUUCAACUCAGACGAGCCUGGGGAGUAUGACAACUAUGGGGCUACAAUCCGCAACGGUAAAGCUUAUUUCAAUGGCAACGCCAUCAUUAGGAUUCUAACAUUGGCUAAUGUUGACUUCCUAUCUAAAGUUAACAUAAAGGUCAAAUAUAGCCAAACGUCUAAUAGUUUUGAAACACAAGCCGUGGUUACCAAUGGUGAUUGUGGUAAACAACCUUCCAUAAGCAUAAUCAACCAACACACCAAUGUCCAAUUCAACCUCGCAGAUACUACAAACGCCACCCACAAUCUUAGAGUUAAUUCUUAUGUCCAAGCGCGGGAAGUUGAAUACAGUUUGAAAGAUAAAGAAUUUACAGCCAAUGUUAACUCAAACACCAAUAGCAAAUGGGUCGCAGAUGCUCUAAUACUAAGAUCAAAGUGUGCCUUCCAACUAGGUCAUGGUACUGGAUCCAAGAAUUUUACAGGGUGGAUUGAUUACAUAACUGUAUCAACAUGUUAGAUAGCUUGUUGGCCUAGACCAUUGAUGACGACACUGAAUACACCGACCGUUUUUCAUUUUAUAACCGGCUUAGCUUCAUAAUUUGUCAUUUGUAUGUAAAUAAGUUAAUUAGAUCCCAAAGUUCAAUCGACUACAAUAAAAUCACAAUACAGAAUAUUGAAAUGAAUGGCGAAAUACAUAUUUUCACAAUAAUAAAACUAUCGUGAAUUUUUAGUCAAACCCACCAUAUUGUAAUUGGUUAAUCUAUCAUGCAUUUAUAAUAACCAAAUAUAGUGAAAUUUACUGCUUUGUUUUCUAGAUAGACUUCAUGCCUUUUGAACUUGUACUGUUUUUGGGCAAACCACCUUGUUUCAAUUUUGUUCUUAAAAACAUUUCUACAUUCUAAUAUACCCUAACAUUUAUAUUAACCAAAUACUUGAAUAGUGAAAUUUAUUACGUUGCUUUAUUGUCUGAAUAAAUUAUAAUCAAAAUAUUGUCUUUGAACCCGUACUAUUUUAUAAAAACCAACAUUGUUUUUAAAGUAAUUUCUGCAUUUUCAUAUUCCAUGUAUUUUCAUUAACCUAAUAUAUAGAAAUUUGCUCUGUAAUCAAAAUAAUGUUUUCUGGAUGAACUUGUACUGUUCUGUUCAAACCAACUUGUCUCCAUUUUGUCUACAUUUUAAUACCCCAUCCAUUUACAAUUACAAAAUAAAUAUAGUGAAAUAAUAUUUGAUUAUUAUGCUAGGCUAUUUUGUUUAUAAAUAAAUAAUAAUUGCACUUUGA